Molecule: messenger RNA, 5043 nt
Organism: Pectinophora gossypiella (pink bollworm)
Lineage: Eukaryota; Metazoa; Arthropoda; Insecta; Lepidoptera; Gelechiidae
Gene: alpha-Man-IIb
Product: alpha-mannosidase 2
Exons: 8
Coding region: 192-3581 (1129 amino acids)
Biological process (GO): N-glycan processing; protein deglycosylation; mannose metabolic process
Cellular component (GO): Golgi membrane
Molecular function (GO): carbohydrate binding; alpha-mannosidase activity
Source: RefSeq, a predicted model, not a curated record
CACAAUUUAUUUUCAUUUGCUCAUGUUAGGUGAUUGGUCGGCAAGCUGAGUGUAGUGCAGAGCGGACAGCAUUUUCCUUGUUAUUCUUGAUUAAAUUAAAUUAUAGUUAAGUGUGCUAGUGAAAAAUAUUAUAUAAAAAAAGAUGUGAACAGCCCUUGAAGUAAAACUGAGAUUUAUUUCAGACGUCCAAGAUGAGGACUCGCAUCCGACGCUGCCGACCGCUGUCCACAAGGGUCUGGGCUAUCCUUCUCCUGGUCUUGGCAUUUGGAGCCUACUGUUACUACUAUAGCAGUCCAUCAUAUAAUAAUAAAACAGCAGGGAACAGCAUAGCUGGCAGCGAGGACGUCGACCUCAAGUCGCCGCCGUUUUUCCGCGAGACGCUGCAUCAAGAAAAAGUACCUGAGGAAAAAUGCCCGGCCCUUAGAGACAGCGCCGCAGAUAUAGACACCGUUCAGGUGUACCCUUCUUUCGAGUUCCAGCCAGGUUGGGUGCGCACUAAAGAAUUUUGGGAUCGGUCUUUCGAAGAGCGUUUUGAAAAAAUCAGAAAUGAUACUCGCCGUCCUCGACUAAAGGUCAUCGUUGUUCCUCACUCUCACAACGACCCAGGAUGGCUGAAGACCUUCGAACAUUACUUCGAGCUGAAGACCAAGAACAUAAUCAACAACAUGGUGCAUAAACUGCACCAAUACCCUAACAUGACCUUCAUAUGGACUGAGAUAUCGUUUUUGAACGCGUGGUGGGAGACCUCGCAUCCGGUCAAACAAAAGGCGUUAAAGAAGUUGAUCAAAGAAGGAAGGCUGGAGAUCACUACCGGCGGCUGGGUGAUGCCCGACGAGGCUUGCACUCAUAUUUAUUCAAUCAUAGAUCAAUUUAUUGAAGGGCACAACUGGGUAAAACAAAAUUUAGGAAUAGUUCCGAGGACAGGCUGGUCUAUCGACCCGUUUGGACAUGGACCUACAGUGCCUUAUUUACUGGACAAAAGUGGCCUAGAAGGUACUAUAAUCCAAAGAAUCCAUUACGCGUGGAAACAGUGGCUGGCUGAGCGGCAGAUCGAAGAGUUCUACUGGAUCCCGGGCUGGUCCGGCCAGAAGCCCUCCCUCGUGGUCCACAAUCAACCGUUUGACAUUUAUUCCAUAAAAAGCAGUUGCGGCCCUCAUCCCUCUAUAUGCCUGAGCUUCGAUUUUAGGAAAAUACCUGGUGAAUACUCCGAGUAUACCGCCAAACAUGAAGAAAUUACCGAAAAGAAUCUUCAUAGCAAAUCCAAGACUCUAAUAGAAGAGUACGAUCGUAUCGGCUCCCUGACGCCGCACAAUGUGGUGCUAGUGCCGCUCGGCGACGACUUCCGGUACGAAUUCGCCAUCGAAUUCGAUGCCCAAUACACCAACUACAUGAAGAUGUUUACCUACAUUAACAAUCAUAAGGAUUUGUUUAAUGCAGAAGUUCAAUUCGGAACACCUUUAGACUAUUUCGAAGCUAUGAAAGAAAGACACAAAAACAUUCCUAGUCUCAAGGGCGACUUUUUCGUCUACUCAGAUAUAUUUAGUGAAGGAAAACCAGCUUAUUGGUCGGGUUACUAUACUACCAGACCCUACAUCAAACUCCUCGCUCGGCAAUUUGAACAUCAGUUGAGACUUUCUGAAAUUCUGUUUACAUUCGUCUCUAAUUUCGUGAAACAACAGAAUAAAGUAGAGCUUGAAGCUUCGGGGAAAAGACUGGAAAAAUACUACGAGCAAUUAAUAAACGCUAGAAGAAAUUUAGGUCUGUUCCAGCACCACGACGCCAUCACAGGCACGUCCAGAGCCAGCGUCAUGUAUGACUACGGCGCCAAGAUGCUCACUAGCUUAUACCAUUGCAUUCGACUGCAGGAGGCUGCGCUCACUACCAUUAUGGUCCCAGACCACACAAUGCACUCGCAGAACAUUUUACAAAGUGAACUCGAAUGGGAGGCUUACGGGAGACCCGCGAAGAAGUUGCAAAUAACCUUUCUCGACAAGAGGAAACUGAUACUGUUCAAUCCUUUAGCAGAAACGAGAACAGAAGUGAUCACAGUGAAUUGUAACACGACCAACAUCAGGAUAUACGACACUCGCCGCAAGCAGUACGUGCAGUAUCAGAUAUCGCCCAACAUAGAGGUGCGCGACGAUGGCCGCCGUGUCAUUAGCGACACCAGCUUCGACGUGAUGUUCGUCGCGACCCUGCCGCCGCUCGCCACUGUCACCUUCGACCUAGAGGAGCACGUCAACAAAUCGCACCACUGCGUCGUGUUUUGCUCAAUCUGUAUGGCAGAAAAGACCGAUAUAUUCCCGACGAGGCAAAUGAUGCCUGGCGAUAUACAAUUAGAGAAUUCAGUUUUGAAAUUAUUAAUCAAUAGGCAUACAGGAUUUUUGAAACAAAUAUACAGAAAGGAUGCUAAAAAGAAAAACGUUGUAGAGGUACAAUUCGGUGCGUACCAGAGCGCUCAGAGGCACUCUGGGGCGUACCUGUUCAUGCCCGACUACGACGCGCCCGAGAAAAACGUUUUGAAUGGUUAUGCAACAAACUUGAAUAAAGAUGAUAAUAUUAUUAUAGUCUCGGGACCGGUUUCAACAGAAAUCAUAACUAUGUACGUGCCUUUCUUAGUGCACACCGUUAGAAUAUAUAACGUGAACGACCCCACAUUAUCUCGCGGAGUGUUCAUGGAAACUACAGUCGAUUUUGAAAGUCCGCCCAAAAAUAGAGAAACAGAGCUUUUCAUGAGAAUACAGACGGAUAUACAAAAUGGGGAGGUGCCAGAAUUUUACACUGACCAGAAUGGGUUCCAAUAUCAGAAAAGAGUGAAGGUAAGUAAGUUAGGAAUAGAAGCGAAUUACUAUCCUAUUACAACUAUGGCGUGGCUGCAAGAUGAGGAGACGCGGUUGACAUUAGUAACGAAUCACGCGCAAGGCGCCGCCGGGUUCGAGCCUGGUCGCCUGGAAGUGAUGCUCGACCGUCGCACUCUGUACGAUGACUUCCGCGGCGUCGGCGAGGGCAUCGUCGACAAUAAGCUCACCACCUUCCACCACUGGCUCCUUUUGGAGUCCAUGUCCGAGCCGGCGAGGAAGAAACGGGACACGAGCGAAAAGGAAUUUCAAUCUAAAAACGAGCGACAUUUCAGCCCUGAUCAAAAAGAUACAGCGUAUCAGUUACCCUCAAUCAACGCGGAGUACUUCAGUAGAAGUCUCAAUUACCCCGUGAACGUGUACUUGUUGGACACCAGCGAAGUUGGUGACGUGGAGGUGAGGUCUCACCUCAGCUUCGUGCGAGACUUCCCGCCGGGAUUACACUUGAUGACGUUGCGCACGAUCACGGACGACAUUCUAGAGCAGUUCCCGAGCUCGUCGUGCUACAUGGUGCUACAGCGGCCUGGGUACAGCUGCAACGUGGGAGACAAGUCACGGAACAAAUCUACCGCCUUCACGACCACCACCGCCUUCACUGGGCUGCGUAUCGACAACAUAGCAUCUGUCAGCCUCACGGGCCUUAAGACCUACCAAUCAUUAAAAAGCUUGAGCGAGAUCGAGCUGGAGCCUAUGGAAGUGAAAACUUACAAAAUUGGGUUUUAAAGACUGUUAAAGACUAGGAAAACUAAUUUGUAAUUUUAUAUUAACUUUUUAUCGUCAUCCUGGAGUGAUAUUGACAAAUGCUUUUGGAGGUAGACAUGACAUAAUAAUGUAUGUGCGUGAUACAGUUUUUUAAAGUACAUUAGCGCAUAAUAAUUUACUUGUGCUAUUAUUGUGUAAUUGUAAUUUAUUAUUAUACAACGAGCGUCUCGUAAAAUCAUGUUAAAUGUUAAGGAAAUUAUUUCAUCACAUUGCCGAACUUUUUGUGAGAGUAUAAACUACCUCAGGACCAAAAGAUUAACAUAAUAUAGGCUGGUGUAAACUCGACGCUUUUUGCUCAUUGGUAACAAAGAAAAGCAAAUAUAAUUCAUAUUAAUAUCAGUUGUAAGAUUCUGUUGUUAUAUGUGUAGAAUAUUAUAAAUAAAUAUAUUUCCUAUUUAAUGACGUCGAGUUUAGUACCGCGCUAUACAAAUCUAUUUACAUACCUAUUUAAUUUAUUAGUAAAAUGUUGUUAGUCAUGCUGUGUUUUUUUUUUUAAUAUUUUUCAGAUGUUGUCUUAAUAUACUUCAUUUUCUACUAUUUCUCUGAUCAAAUGAAGUCAUACUUUGUUUGUCACUUGCUUUUAUCUUAUAUUUUUACGUCGUGGCAAUGUUCACGCUGUGCUCUCUUCGGAUAAUUUAGUUGUGUUGUGGCCAUAGCAUGUUUAAGGUGGUGAGUUGAGGGGGCAGCUAUUCUUUAUUGUUAUUUUUUUAUGCCUUUGUGGUAUUUGUAACUAAGAUUUAAUUAAAAUACAAUUAAUACUUUAUUUGAGGCCGUAAAGUACUAGGUAAUUGGUAAAAUGUUUUAGUAAUUGUAUUUUUUAAUAUUUCACUUUAAGCAUUUCCAUGUUUUGUUCUCCAGUAAAUUAUAAACAUAUUUGUAUAUACCUGAGGGAAAUGUAAACAGUUCUUUUUUUUAAGUUAUUUGUAAAAGCCGUUUAAAUUAGAUCAUAAAUUCGAAUCUCGACUAAUAAUCAUUUUUAGUAUUUGAAUCUCUUAAUUUAUAAGUUCAGCGUGUCUCUCUAAAUCUUUGUAAUGUUUUAUAUACAUACACAAUCACGACGGCCUCAUAUGAUCAUGUUAUAUCUCUACACCGCACUUUCGAAUAUUUAUUGUAUCACAUAAAUUUCCUUUGUGAUUAAAUAUUGUGUAAUUUUAUUUAAAAUUGUGAUGAAUCUUGAUAUAAGCAUUUACUGUACAAUUGUACAUAGUGAUAUCAUUUUGUGUAGAACUCGAUAUAUUUUAAACAAGCACCCAAAUGGGGAGGUAUGAGUAAUAAGGCAUUUUAUGAUACCUUUAGUCUGCGCACCCUGAGCCCUAACGUGUCUUAGUAUUUUCCAAUGUCAGUUUUGGUUGUAAGACUAUAUAAAAUGUGUACAUUUUUUGUGCGAAGGAAAGAGUAGAUGAAAUAAAAUAUUAAAAUUAUA